UUUUUUCUUAGUCUUAGCUGUGUGAUAUUGCGAAAGUGGUAAAAAGUCAUAAUCGGUUUUCUUAUGUAGUUUGUUGUACUAAACUUAAUGCUGCGAUUUUACAUUUUGAUGACAAGCACACCACCGGACACGCAAGUUCAUUGUAAAAGUCGAGAUCUACUGUAACGGCACUCGCCUACUUUACGUGUUCGUUGACAUAGACGAUAAUGCCAAUAAUAAUUCUCCUCAAUCCCGUGUUCCGGCACGUGGCGCCUUGGGAUACGAAAAAAAAAAAACGUGGCUGCGGUGGGGACCCCCUGAAUCUGAAUCUGAUAGGCAUCCAUUGUCCUGAUUUCUUGGAUUUCUUCUAACUAAGUGCUGCGUGGUAACCUGUUUGUUGUACUUAUUCAUUCCACUAUACUUGAUUACAACAGCCCUACUGUGGUAAAGGUAAUCGCUUAGAGUGACGAGACCUCUUUUUUAUCUCCUCAGUCAUCCUCGACCUCGUGUAGACUAAAAAAGUCAAUGUCAAGAUAACUACUAACUCUAACAAGUACUGUUCUCGUGAAAGUGACGUGUGAAGGUGAACAUCCUUUUGUUGUUGAAUGCCUAUACCUCUAUCUCUCUCGAGCUAUCAUUGAAUAUCGUCGUUCCCUUCCAAUAGAAUCCUUUCUUCCUAGAAGUUUUGGUUUGGCAAAAAUUGCCUCAAUAUCUUUCAUCUUUUCGAUGUUGAGCAAAUAAUUUUAUUCUAGAAGACAUUAGUAUAAUCAUCAUACUGGGUAAUUUGUAUCGUAAGCUUGCAUCUAGUGCAAGAAAAAUGACGAAGCACAAAAAUCGAGCCAUGUCGCCAAGGGGAAAUGGCAAAGCCCCAACUAGUGCUGAGAUGCCGGUCGCAAACGGAGGAGGUCAUGCCAAGAGGGAAGACGUCGACGUGGACGACAAAUUGCAACAAGCCAGUGCGCUUAGCGCGCAACGCCUCACGCGUCUUCGCGGCCUCGAUGUACUUCGGGAUCCAUUUUUGAACAAGGGAACCGCAUUCACAGAACGUGAACGGGAUAUGCGUACAACUACUUUGUAUUGUUCUUGUUACGUAAGAUUGUGUGAAGAAAAGGAUGAUAUUAUGAGAUAGAUGAAAUAGUUGUUGACGAACAAUAUUACAUUCUUUCUGAAUAAUGGGGGACGACCCCUGUGUGGGUGUACACUACCUAUUUACAUAGUGGGUGGUACCAGCAACAUGACUCUUGUGUUGGUUCGAACGUUAUUAAGUACAAAUGCGUGGAGCUCCCUUAGCAACACAACAUCAACAUGUUGUGUCUCCUCAUCGCAGUCGGCCUUCGUGGUUUGUUGCCCCCAGUCCACCAUACGAUCGAGGAGCAGAUGGUGAUAGAAUACAAGAUGUUCAACGAGUGCGCUUCGAACAUUGAAAAGUACAACUUCCUGGACAGUCUCCACAACCGAAACGAGACCCUGUACUACCGCUUCCUCCUAGAAUACGUGAAGGAGUCAAUGCCGAUCGUCUACACGCCGACCGUUGGACAAGCCUGCAUCGAGUUCUCGCAGCAUUACUUCCAAGGACGGGUAUAACUCUUCGAAAUAUUGAGUGCACACGACUAGUGGUUGUGGUUGUGGUUCCUCCUUCUAUCUCAAUGUCCCGUACUUCCAGGAAAAGAUCAGGGACAACUCUGGAGAACUCUUAAAACUGCACGUUCUUGGUUUUGUAGUCUCGCAACAUGGUGAAGAAAGUCGUUGCCGUGUAAACUUGAUGAAACUGUUGCGAUGCGCAAUGCCACCUUAUGAUAGGUUUAUGAAUACUUCCUUCACUAUUUUCAUGAUUUUUCUAGGCUCGCGGAUUGUAUUUGUGCAAGAAUGACAAGGAGCAUUUCCGAGAGAUCUGCCGCAACUGGCCGCAGCACGAUGUGCAGAUCAUAGUGAUCACUGAUGGAAGCCGUAUCUUGGGUCUUGGUGAUCUCGGAAUCAAUGGCAUGGGUAUUCCUAUUGGAAAGCUCGCGCUCUAUGCGGCAGCAGCAGGUUUCCUCCCCUGGAGCACACUCCCAAUUACUGUCGACUGCGGAACGAACACGGAAAAAUAUAUGAACGAUCCACAUUAUAUCGGUACUAAAACUAAUAUAAAUUUACUGUAGUUAGAGUGGAUGACUUUGACUAGUACUUUAUUCAUCAUUUGAUUCUUCAUAAGUCGUGUUAAUGUUGUCAACUACUUCGUGUUGCGCGAGCACUAGAUGUACCUCUUCCCGGUGAAUUUCCUGGUACUAAAAAUACCUACAGGUAUCAAGGAGAAACGUCCUGAGGAUCCCGAAUUCUAUGGUAUCAUGGAGAAGGCCAUUGAGGCUAUCAAAUGGCGGUGGCCGAGAGCAUUGAUUCAAUUCGAGGACUUCUCGAACGAGCAUGCUUUCGGACUCCUCGAUGACUGGAAGGACAAGAUUUUGUGCUUCAAUGAUGAUAUUCAGGGAACAGCUGCUACUGUCCUUGCAGGACUUUUGGGAGGUACACUUUUGUUGCUAGAUGAGCUACAAUUGUAGUGAAAUGAUUAAAAAAGAAGUAUAACACACGCGUUUUCGAUGACUCCCUAUCCUCUGUUGCUCCUACUUCCAGCACCUAAAAAAAGGCUUAAGAUUAAGAAAUAAGAUUUUUCUGAGUGCACUCCACAUUAUGUAUCUAAAUCUAUGAUCUAAAUCUAUCAGCUUUGCGCAUCCAGCAAGCGGGUGGUGCCGAGCGCAAAAUGACGUUGCGCGAGCAGCGCAUUGUGUUCCUGGGUGCUGGUUCGGCCGGUGUGGGCGUCGCCGAUUUGAUCGCGGAAGGCAUGUAUCUCGAGGGCGUCGCGGCUGGGGAGGGGUGGAAGACUGUGGACGAGUAUCGCAAGAAUAACUUCUGGCUGGUGGACUCCAAGGGUACUGUCACAACGACGCGUGGGGACAAGUUACAGGCGCACAAAAUUCCGUUCGCGCGCUCUGACGCUUCCAUCCCGACGCUCGGGGAAGCCGUGAAGCAGGCAAAACCGACCAUUUUGAUCGGGCUCGCAGGGAUUGCAGGCGGCAGCUUCACGCAGGAAAUCGUGCAGACAAUGGACAAGGACUGCACCUCCGCAGGACUCCGCCCCAUCAUUAUGGCCUUGUCAAAUCCGACGACAAAAGCAGAGUGCACUGCUGAAGAAGCCUACAAAUGGACGGAGGGACGCGCAGUUUACGCGUCUGGGUCGCCGUUUGAGCCUGUCACUCUUGACGAUGGACGAACCAUUCACACCGGACAGGGAAAUAACAUGUAUUUAGUCAUUACAAGUACGUUAUACAAGAACUUCUUACACGUACAGCGACUAUGUCAUGUUCAAGAAUCAUAUCCUGUCAACACCUGCUUUUCCUUCGCUUUCAACCCUUUCUGCUGCUGGUGCUGUGCUCUGAGAAUCAAAGUCUUGGAGCGUCACCGUGAAGAUUUUCUCAAACUUCUCAUUUCAUUUUGUCGACCCACGACAAAUUCAGGUAUAUUUUCCCUGGUGUUGGCUAUGGUGCUGUGCAGUGCAAUGCCUGCACCGUAACGAAUAGCAUGUUCUACCAAGCCGCGAAGGCACUUUCCGAUGAGGUGACCGUGGAAGACCUGCAAAAAGGAAGUGUCUAUCCGGAACUGAGUAAGAUCCGAUCUAUCACCGCCAACGUCGCUCGGGCUGUGUGUGACGUCGCAACCAAAGAAGGCCUAGCAGGCAGAAAAGAACCGAAAGAAGGCUGGCUUAAAUUUCUCACGCAAAAUAUGUGGUGGCCGCGAUACGAUGACUUCAUCUAA
Molecule: messenger RNA, 3768 nt
Organism: Amoebophrya sp. A25
Lineage: Eukaryota; Dinophyceae; Syndiniales; Amoebophryaceae
Source: the annotation of a GenBank genome assembly